This is a messenger RNA of Lycium barbarum (goji berry), 1089 nucleotides long. RefSeq lists its product as uncharacterized. NCBI's taxonomy places the organism in Eukaryota, Viridiplantae, Streptophyta, Magnoliopsida, Solanales, Solanaceae. The record is from RefSeq and is a predicted model, not a curated record. The transcript is spliced from 2 exons. Bases 84 to 1064 code for a protein of 326 amino acids.
CAAACUCCUCUAACCCACUUACUCUCUGCUGUAUAUAUAUAUAUAUGUAUGUGUGUUGUUCGCUCAGCAAAUAAAAAACGAAAAUGGCAAUGACGAUAUAUGUUCCUCCAAUGGCGGAAAACAACCCGUCUGGGGAUUCAACUUGCAAGAGAGAGAGACAACAAAUUUCCAUUCCAUUUAUAUGGGAAGAAAGACCAGGAAUACCAAUAAAGGAUUGGAAACCAAAGCCUGUUGCUACAACUAAUGGCACGUUUACGUUUACACCCCCAGUUAAGCUUAUUGCUUCUGUUCCCUUUGAAUGGGAAGAAAAGCCAGGAACACCACUUCCUUUCUUCUCCCAGACAUCUCCACGCAAAAAUAUCAUUGGCUUACCUUCAACCGUUAGAGAUGUGCAAGAAGGUAGGGACAACUUUUGGGCUGGCAUUGAUAAUUACAUCGAUCAACAUGCUCAUUGUGAAGAAGAUGAGAUGUCCGAAUCAGAAGUUGAGGCAUCUGAUUCUGAAUCAAUCUAUGAAUCCUUCAGCUCAGUCCCUUCACUCCUUGCUAAUGGCCUCAUACCAACUCUGGACAUUUCAAGUGCUGUUCCUGUCGAGCAAACUUCUCCGACAGCACACGUAGGCGACAGCCAGCUGACGGGUCCUCUUUCACCAACUUCUGAAACUGGCAGCAGUCUUCUCAGUUAUGCUACUGGAACUACAAGCCUAGUUGGGACUGCUUUUCUGGAAAAGCUCUUCCCUUUGUUAUCACCUAAUACUAGCUUUCUUCAGAACUGCAGUAACCCUGAAAAAGGAGGUUCUCAUGUUCCUCCAAAAGCACUUAACAACAAUCUAGAUCGUGAUAAGAAUAGAAGCAUCAAAGUAAGACAUCCACUAACUCUAGGUGAGCUGAUAAUGAUGAGCCGAAGAAGAAGUCACCAAAGGAAAACCAUCCAAAUGCAGAAGCGGAGCUUCUCUAAGGAAAUGAUGGAUGAUGAUGCUUUUGGAUGCUGCAUCGCUGGAAUUGGCAACAGCAUUGGCGAACUGCACAACAAGUGGAAGAGGCAGUUGCAACUCAAACUAAUCUGAAAGAUGCGCAUCUUGAUUGACAGUU